This is a messenger RNA of Anopheles bellator, 1858 nucleotides long. RefSeq lists its product as uncharacterized. The transcript has 5 exons. Bases 414 to 1649 code for a protein of 411 amino acids. NCBI's taxonomy places the organism in Eukaryota, Metazoa, Arthropoda, Insecta, Diptera, Culicidae. The record is from RefSeq and is a predicted model, not a curated record.
CUGUGCGAUACCACUACAGGCACCCCGUGUACUACUACGGCACGCGUCGAUACGAGGCGUACACGGUGGCGGCGUUGAAUGUGCAAUUAUGUGGGUUAAUGGAAAGGGCUGCAGUAAUCAUAAUUAUAGCUUCGUACAACCGGCCGCCGCUGUCGUCGUCGAGCAUUCAAAUCAGCGCUAACUGCUACGCGGGCCUACCAGCCAGGCAGUCGCCAGGCACCACCGUGACUCACUUGCCAGCGAAUCAAUAUGCCCGAGCGAGGUGAACGGUGAAAAACCGCAACAGUCCGGCAGCAGACGCCAGAAGUGCCGUGAGCAGCAGCAGUAGUAGCCAGAAGUGCCAGCAGCAAGUGCGCCAAUUCGCCAUCGGCAGUGCCGGCCGUGUCCGCGGACUCCGGACGAGAACUAGUUCGAUGCUGGACAGAAUGCAAUUUGGCUGGGCGUACGAUGGAGUCAACGGUUCCGUGCCCCGCAACACUGGCCCGGAAUGUGCGGAGUUCCUGUCGCCCGGCCGGAAGCUGAUCGAGUCCGUCAUCACGAUACCGCUCUGUCUGCUGGCGAUCAAGUGGUCGGUGAACCGGCUGAAGCCGAUCACGUACCGCCAGCUGCAACCGGAUCGCACCGUCGUCCGACCGCUCAGCGGCAGCAAUCACAAUCUGCACCAUCUGCACCACUACCAGGCGAGGCACGCGGAUCCGGAACCGCGGGAUCUGCUGCUGCCCCACCACCGGGAGCGAUCGUUCUCGUCGGCCUCGAUUGCCAGCGGGACGGCGGACGAGUACUGCUGCCACCGGUGCUGCCAGACACCGGCGGGCUCGGUGCGGGGCUUCGGCCCGACGGGGGACGGGGCGCUUGCCCCCAGCUGGGGCAAACAGUUGCUGCUCGUCACCAUGUCGCUGACGCUGGGCGUCGAGAUAGGCUUUAAGUUCGCCACUAGGACCGUGAUCUACAUUCUAAACCCCUGUCACAUCACCACCGUCAUACAGAUUUACCUGUUGGCGUGCAACAAGCCGACCAAGAGCUCGACGGUGCUCUUCCGGAUCCAGAUGAACUAUCUGAACGGUCCGCUGCUGGCGUUCAUGUUCCCGGAAACGGACAGCCGGCAGCUGGCGCUCGAGGAGUCCAUCUACUGGAUCCAGCACGCCCUCAUGUGCAUCAUACCGAUAUAUCUACUCAAGACCGGCGGUGUCUACAACAUGGAAGCUUUAAACGACUUUACCUGGAACGUGAUCGGAUACGCCGCACUCAUCAUCUACCAUUUUGCAAUUCUACAAGUUGUGGCCAUCCCCGUGCAGGUGAACCUCAAUCACAUGCUCUGCCCGGCGUUGAAGGACCCGUUCGAGGGGCCCAGCUACCGCAUCUGGGCGGUGUUCCACGAGGCCCUCCUCUGUACGCUGCUGUGCAAGGUCGUCACGGCGCUGUUCAACCCGACGGGCCCGCCGCUCGUGACCAAUCCACCGUUCAUCAAGAACGGAACGCCGGGCGAUGCGACCCCGAACAUUCCCGCGGCCAGCCUGGCCUCGUCUACCUCGCUUCCGCCGCAUCUGAUCUCGUCGUCCCGUCCGUCGUCGCGCUCCUCGUCGCCCGCCAAGUCGGCCGCGAUGCUGCAGGAGAACAACAUCAUCAUCAAGACGAGCAAGAUCGACUAGUGGCUGGCGUUCGUGCCCACGUUGGGUCUCCUUCUGUACCGCGCCAAGGCAGUAGUGGUUGGUGGCAGUAGCUGAAACCGCUCCGACACCGAGGAUACCGAUAAUGUGCGGGUAACUCACCCGGUGAGCUUUCUUUCUUGCGAAUCAAACCUUGCGAUGUCGAUCAGUUCGAUAACUGGUUGCGUGUACAUCCAGGUCCUAACAGUUCU